Messenger RNA from Coturnix japonica (Japanese quail), 2825 nucleotides. NCBI's taxonomy places the organism in Eukaryota, Metazoa, Chordata, Aves, Galliformes, Phasianidae. The record is from RefSeq and is a predicted model, not a curated record.
AUCUGGUGCAGCAGCCAGAGCAGGCGUUGCUGACCUGCCCUUGUUGCUGGUCCUGCACAAAGCCACAGGUAUUUUCACUUGAGUCAAGGAGCAAAUCAAAUUGUAUAUAAAGGGGAAUAUUCCUCGUCCAGACCUUGCUAUGCCUUCCCUGUGUGGUUCCCUGAAUCACUCCCUUCUGGACUCCCCUUGGCUUCUCCAGGAGGGUUCAAUGGACAGCUUGUAUGAGCCUGUCCCCGAACGUCAAGAACCCAAGGAUACAACCAGUACUUCCAGCCAGCCCAGCACUCCAGUGAUCACACGUACGAACUGUGGACUGCCUGACAGGUCUAUGUCUUUGGAAUUUCCUGAUUUUGAGAACACAGUGACCAAAAAGAGAAAAUCCAUCCAGAAGUCUCUGUCUGAGAAUGAAGCAUUUGACAGGAAAAAUGUGAAUGGCACACUUUGGCAGGGUUCCAGAAAGCCGGAGAAUGAUUCGUACAUCAGAAGGCCCUGUCAGCUUGAAGAAGACAAUAUUAUUGGUGAUGGAAUACAUUUGCUGCAAGGAAAGAAGAUAGAAGAAACAACAUGCCAGGUGAUAAAUUAUGAGCAAUGGAUUCCACCACGAGUUUACAAUCCAAGAGUGUCAAGUAAUGGUGAAAUGGGUAUGGAAACAAAUGAUAAAGCAGAGUCCAUGGGAACAUUAAAGCGAUUGCAGAAAUUGGUCCGCACCAAAAAAGCCAAUACACAAAGCUUGGAGGAUGUCAAACAUGUUUUGAUCCCUCUUAAUACAUUAGAAGAUGCUUAUCUUUCAGAAGAGGAUGAAGAGGCACUAACUUCUUGCAUGAAGCUGGCAAAACCUCAGGAAAAGAAAGCUUGGAAAGACAAUGUGAGGAAAAAAGAAGAGACUGAGACUAGGGCAGAGUUUAUUUCUGCAACUUUGGGCCGAUCAUAUACUUCCAAGUUUAGUAACUUAGGAACAAUUUCAAUCCAUUCAGAAACUGAAUUUCAUUUGUGGAGUGACUGGAAGCCAUUUCCUGAUAGCCAGCUCUGUCCCUGUGAUUUCUUGAUUUCAAAAAUAGAAGAAUGGGAAAACUGUACUUGCGCUUCUCAUCAGCCACAUCUUACAAGUUCCCUAACUGAUAUGGAUCUGCAGUACUCCUGGCGCACAAGUAGUUUUGGAAGCUUUGACCGUUUCAGACAUCACUCAGUAUCAAAGUCAGAUGAUCCAGCUGAGGUGUCUGAGCUGGAGACUGUAAGUGACAUUGGAGAUGCAGCACAAACCAAAGCAGCAUAUAAUGGAAGAAGCUUGGGCAAGAAGAUGAGAGCCAUUUCCCUUACCAUGAAGAAAAAGAUGGGUAAAAAGUACAUCAAGGCACUCUCUGAGGAGAUGAAUGAAGAAGGAAAAGACGACAGUGAUCCUGGUGGUGGAAUACACACUGAGAAGGUCUCCCUAAAAGCCAGUGACUCUAUGGAAAGUCUCUAUAGUCUAAACAGCGGCCAGAGCUCAUCUAGUGGAGUGACCAGCUGCUCUGAUGGAACAAGCAACAGGGAUAGCCUCCGGUUUGAUGAUGAAGUCCCUUACAGUGGGCCGUUCUGUGGCCGAGCCAAAGUGCACACUGACUUCACACCAAGUCCUUAUGAUACAGACUCUCUGAAAAUUAAGAAAGGAGACAUUAUAGAUAUCAUCUGUAAAACUCCCAUGGGCAUAUGGACAGGCAUGCUGAACAACAAAGUAGGAAAUUUCAAGUUCAUUUAUGUGGAUAUUAUUCUGGAAGAGGAAGCUGCACCCAGGAAGAUGAAACCGCACAGAGGAAGCAAAAGGAACAAGCCUAAAACACUGCAAGAACUCUUGGAAUGUGUCCAUCUGCAGGAAUACACCUCUACCCUCUUGCUAAAUGGCUAUGAAACUCUAGAGGAUUUAAAAGAUCUACACGAGAGUCACCUGAUUGAACUGAAUAUUUCAAACCCAGAGGACAGGGCAAGAUUGUUAUCAGCAAUUGAAAAUCUACAGGACAAUGACAAUGAACAAGAGCAGAUAAGUGAGGGUGGUCAGGAGACACGGAGCUUAAGCCCUCAGCACAGUUUUGACAAAUCACAGUUAAAUGACUGCCCAAGAGAUUCCGGCUGUUACAUCUCAUCAGAAAAUUCAGAUAAUGGUAAAGAAGAAGUAGACCCAGAAACCCUGUCUGACAUGGUGCAGUCAAUAACAAUCACUGAGUCAAACUGAUUCUGUUAAGCUGUUUCUGCAGAUGCUCAGGAAAGACAAUCAGAUAAGUGAAGCUGAUUUGAUGGUACAGAAGCAGAACACAAAAUAUUUCUCAACACUGGACAUCUACUUCUGUCUGAUAUAUAACGCUCUAGACUACUUAAUAUGUGGACAUUUGAGAACUAAAUCUUAGCUGAUAGUAACAGUCUUUCGUGCUUUUCAGUGAAUCCGCAGACAUCUCACUGAAAAAGUUAAUGCAUAUGUAUUUAUAUAUAUCUGUACAGCAAAUGCAUUUUGUAUAAUGUUAGGGAAUUGUUUUGGGUAGUGAUACAGUGUCUAAAUAUUAAGUUGUGGAACUCUCCAACAUGUAAAUACUGUAUAUAUUUGUUUUUAAAAGACUGAUUAAUCACGCUCUCUCUUUUUUCAGAUGGGUUUUGAUGAGAUUUGUACAGAAAAUAUUUGCAUUGAUAUAUCAUUGUAAUAAGAAACUAGAUACAUUCACGUCCUACUUUCAAAAGUACUAACCUAAUUCCUGUUCAUAGUAAACCUAUUUAAUGCUAUUCUCCUCCAGAAUGGUCUCUGAAGAGGCUGUCUUACACUGUAUCCUGGAUGUACAAAAAAACUGUUGUGUCAGUCUGAA